GCGCACGUCGCGUCGAUCCUCGGAGCAACAGAGUGCUGUGUGUACACCCCCGCCCACGUAUUAUUGUGCUGGCUAGCUCACGAAGCCAGCUAGCCACGCUUCUGUCACGGGAGGACGCCCGGCGACAGCCGAGGCGGAUGAUGCGUCUCGUUAUUCCGCGAGAGGCAAAAUCCCGGGAGCGCCAACGAGCCGAAUGUUGAACAAGUUUUAAUGCGACACCGCGGUCGAGCAUGAUUCUGGCUGGAUCAGACCACUUCUUGGCGGUACCUGUGGAAGCGACUGCAGUUCUGGGUGCCGUUGCCGGUUUCGUAGUACUAUUGCUGGCCCUCUUCCUCUAUUUGUCUCGGAAGUGGUGCUUCACGCCGCCCUCCUCCACGGCGCUUUUCGGCGGAGUCUGUGUGCCCCUCUGUGAGUCCACCAACAGCUCCACAUCUCAAAUCUCGAAAAACAUAGGGAAGACAUUCUCCUAUUCAGAUCCAGAAACAAGCUCCGAUUCAGAAGAAGACGCUCUCCGACGAUUAAAUUCGCGUUCACAUCCUCCGCCGGAUACGUUAACUAUCCAAGCGGAGGAUGGACCAACGACCAUUGUAGAUGCUGGGACCACUUCCAGUAGCUGCACUGAGGAACACUCUCCAACGGAUCAGCAGCAGUGCGUAGUGGAAGUUGGGGCAUCUAACAUUAUACUCGACAAUAGAGAGCAGGAGAUAGAGGUCGAGCAAAAUGAAUCGACGACCAAUGAUGUCAUCACGACGGUGGGUACGAUGGCUACCGAGGAAGUUGGUAGUCUGGAAGUCGCUUUCUUAUACGAUGCCCCAAUGCGCGAGAUGACAGUUCACGUGUUACAAGGACGAAAUUAUCCCCCCGGCAUUGGCGGCAGCCAGGUACGAUUAGUCUUGCUGCCAUCAAAGAAGCAAAGACGCAAGACUCGAGUUCGGCAAGGGACAUCGCCGCAAUACAUGGAGAGCUUUUUACUUCCUCGCGUAAAUCCGGAGGAUGUAAACGCAAUGGGAGUACGGCUAAGGGUAUAUCUCUGGGGUGGCAGAAUGAUGCGUCGGGAGAGAUUGUUGGGCGAAGCCAGGGUAUCCUUUGAUCAGAUUAAUCUUCAACUGGAAACGACCCUCUGGUUGACUCUUCAACCGCCGCUUUCUUCUUCGGCGCAAGAUUGGGGAACUACCAGCAGUCUAACUCGUAGCGAUUCUACGGGAUCCCAGCAAUCGGUUCAGUCAUAUGCCUCUACAGCUAUACCGCCUUACGGUAGCAGUAUGAAAGGCGGCAGCGUCGCCGAAAUUCUAAUCGGUCUGGCAUACAAUGGCACGACGGGCCGCUUAUCGGUAGAGAUAAUUAAAGGCUCCCAUUUCCGCGGCGGAGGUGGAAAUGACACGAAACCACCCGAUACCUACGUAAAAUUGGCCCUUGUUGACAGCAACAACCACGAAAUGGGCAGGUCGAAGACUGGUCUAAAACGCGCCCAGCCGAAUCCCCUCUACAAGGAAACUUUUAUAUUUCAGGUCGCGUUGUUUCAAUUGGGGGACGUAACGCUAAAAGGACGAGAGAUGAUUGGCUGGCUUUCUAUGGGUCUGAACAGCUCCGGUUCCGAGGAGCUACAGCAUUGGAAUGACAUGCGGACGGCGAGGCAACCGACGCAAGUACAACGUUGGCACUCGCUAUUGCGUCCUUGAGGUAUUCUCGAGUGAAUGCCUCCUUUUGGAUUUAUUCUCGACGCAGCCAUUCGAGCGCGAAACCGAUUUCGCCGGUACUUGCCGCGAAGAGUAUGGGAAAUAGAUGCGCAUUUCUGAGGAAGAAUAACUGCUCGUGGCUUAUCUCGAAAGAGAUUUCGGCUCUUUUUUCUUAUCUCGCGGAGACACACACUGUGUACUGCCUGGUUGAUUAACGGAAGUCAAUAUUCCACUCGGUCUGUCAAUCAUAAGUCAGAGCCCAAACAACGCAACUGUCCAAAUAACAUCGUAAAGAUGUUCCAAUGUUGUAUGUCUGUUAAAUAAAAAUCACAAAUGGCGACAUAAAGACCAAAAAAUGUCGUACUAUUCUUUAGACAUCUGUUAGACAAAAAUAUACAAAUAUCUAAAUGGCGUCUUAAAUAACACGCAUGAAAGAUGCUUUAAUUGUCACUAAAAUUUUAGACAUUUUUUAAAAGUUGUUUGGGCUUUUGUUUUGUUCGGGAUGCUGUUUGGAAUACUGUAAACUCUGAGUUACAAACUCUUGUCUAAAUGUACCAAGUACAUUUCCUUUUUGAUACGCUGAUGGGAACAGUGCGAUUUAUCUUCGAUGUCGAGGAUCCCGGAUGAUCAUGUGAUGUUAUCGAUACCCGGCCCUCUCAUCGUGCCUGUCCUGUCACG
This is a messenger RNA of Formica exsecta, 2354 nucleotides long. RefSeq names its product synaptotagmin-14 (gene Syt14). Lineage: Eukaryota; Metazoa; Arthropoda; Insecta; Hymenoptera; Formicidae. The record is from RefSeq and is a predicted model, not a curated record.